This is a messenger RNA of Symphalangus syndactylus (siamang), 4376 nucleotides long. It is a transcript of the gene UEVLD, whose product is annotated as UEV and lactate/malate dehyrogenase domains. Gene Ontology annotation, biological process: lactate metabolic process; pyruvate metabolic process; protein modification process. Gene Ontology annotation, cellular component: ESCRT I complex. The record is from RefSeq and is a predicted model, not a curated record. Gene Ontology annotation, molecular function: L-lactate dehydrogenase (NAD+) activity; ubiquitin binding. NCBI's taxonomy places the organism in Eukaryota, Metazoa, Chordata, Mammalia, Primates, Hylobatidae.
AGUGCGUUUCUGGCCCUGCCCUCGUCACUUGCCCACUCCGGGGUCACGAAGGAGAGGCCCCGGAUUCCGGGCGCAGCCGCGGCUGAGCCCGGGGCGUUGAAAGCGGGUGGAAUUUCCAGUCUGGGAAGGGGCGGGGCCUUGGACCGCCGGGAAGUUUGGUCCUCAGCGGCUUCCGUCCUGCAGCAAGUCCGGAAGAAGGUCCGGGGGCUGGGGUCCUGGGACCUGGCUCGGGACCGGCCUGGAGAUGGAGUUCGACUGCGAGGGCCUGAGACGGCUGCUUGGCAAGUACAAGUUCAGGGACCUAACUGUGGAAGAACUAAAGAAUGUAAAUGUAUUUUUCCCACAUUUCAAAUAUUCCAUGGACACCUAUGUUUUUAAGGAUAGUUCUCAGAAAGACCUGCUGAAUUUUACUGGCACAAUUCCUGUGAUGUAUCAGGGUAAUACAUAUAACAUACCAAUUCGUUUCUGGAUUUUGGAUUCUCACCCUUUCGCUCCCCCUAUUUGCUUCUUGAAGCCAACUGCAAAUAUGGGAAUCUUAGUCGGAAAACAUGUGGAUGCUCAAGGCAGAAUAUAUUUGCCCUAUCUCCAAAACUGGAGCCAUCCUAAAUCUGUCAUUGUUGGAUUAAUUAAAGAAAUGAUUGCCAAGUUUCAAGAGGAACUUCCCCUGUAUUCUUUAUCAUCAUCUGAUGAGGCACGGCAGGUAGACUUGCUAGCCUAUAUUGCAAAAAUCACUGAAGGUGUUUCAAAUAUAAAUUCAAAGAGCUGGGCAAAUCAUGAGAAUAAAACAGUCAAUAAAAUUACUGUGGUUGGAGGUGGAGAGCUGGGUAUUGCCUGCACAUUAGCAAUUUCAGCAAAGGGCAUUGCAGACAGGCUUGUCCUCUUAGACCUCUCAGAAGGGACUAAAGGAGCCACGAUGGACCUUGAAAUCUUCAACCUUCCCAAUGUGGAGAUCAGCAAAGAUUUGUCUGCCUCUGCUCAUUCCAAGGUGGUGAUCUUCACAGUCAACUCUUUGGGUAGUUCUCAGUCGUACCUUGAUGUGGUACAGAGCAAUGUGGAUAUGUUCAGAGCCCUUGUCCCAGCUCUGGGACAUUAUAGUCAACACAGUGUCCUGCUCGUUGCAUCUCAACCAGUGGAAAUCAUGACCUAUGUAACAUGGAAACUGAGUACAUUUCCUGCAAAUCGAGUGAUUGGAAUUGGAUGUAAUCUGGAUUCACAGAGAUUACAGUAUAUUAUUACAAAUGUUUUGAAGGCACAGACUUCAGGCAAAGAAGUAUGGGUUAUUGGCGAGCAAGGAGAAGACAAAGUGCUCACAUGGAGUGGCCAAGAAGAAGUAGUGAGUCAUACCUCUCAAGUGCAGCUGUCCAACAGAGCCAUGGAACUGCUAAGAAUAAAAGGUCAAAGAUCCUGGUCUGUUGGACUAUCAGUAGCUGACAUGGUUGACAGUAUUGUAAACAAUAAGAAGAGAGUGCAUUCUGUAUCAACUUUAGCAAAGGGAUAUUAUGAUAUAAAUAGUGAAGUGUUUUUAAGUUUGCCUUGCAUCCUUGGAACAAAUGGAGUAUCCGAAGUUAUGAAAACCACACUGAAAGAAGAUACAGUUACUGAGAAACUCCAAAGCAGUGCAUCCUCAAUCCACGGUCUCCAACAACAGUUAAAACUUUGAUUCUCCAAUGCAAUUUGAGAGGCUGGACUUCUACCUAAAGGGAAAAGUCAUUUAAUUUUACCAAUAUAUAUAGGUUUGAGGAUUUCUGUAUCCUGCUACUUACCCUUACAAACUGCUUGGUUAAAGUAGAGGGUUUCUUGAUGAGCUUUGUGAUGUAAAUCCUUAAGGAGUUAUACAAGGAAGGGAAAAAUUAAUUUUAUUUGGGGUUCUUGAGAUAUCUGUGCUGUUCUUUAAAUCUACAGCAGGGGUAAACAUUCAUCUGCAGUGUGCAUCAAUUUAAAUCAUAUAUCCUAAACUAAAAGCACAAUUCAUACUUUGGGAAUAUUUUAUAAGUAAUAUAUCUUUAAAAGAAAAUUACUCUUUGACUUUUAUAAUCAAUAUAAGUUCAAGGCUCAGUAUGGAUUUACAAAGUCUGUGUCAGUUGUACAUUCACAGGAUCCACAGCUUAAGUUACUAAUGUUUCUUGUGUAAAAUCCUGUUGGUAGUAAUAGUAAAGCAUUGUAUUUCUCUUCUUCAAAUUAAUUAGCUACCAAAAAAUGGAAAAGAAUUUUACAUGCACUUUAAAAUAGUAAAAUGGAAAGUGAAUUUUUAAAAUAUAUGCAUUAAAAGUUUACUUUAAUUUCCAGUGGGACUUCCUUUAUGAAAUUUUCCAUAACUUCUUCCUGGAGUAUUGUAAGAUCUCCAACAUCUCAUAAACUAAUUGUGAUAUUAGUGGAACCAUAGACAAAUGUAUAUUUUUAGUGGAAACAGAUUAUGAAUGAAAGCCAGGCAGCUUACUUUAAAGCCAAAAUAUGAGAUUUUCAUUAAAAACAUUGGUCAUAAUAGGGAGGUUUUUUAUUUGUUCUGAGCAAAUCCUUUAACCUCUCCUGAUGAUACAGUUCAGAGUACACACACUUUGGUGAUGGAUCAAGAGAAAAAUUUUCUUAUGUGAAAGAUAGCUUAUUAUUACUAUUGUGACAUACAACUAAUAGUAACAGUUAACAUCAACACUUCAUAUAUACCAGGCAGCAUGAUAAGCACUUUAUUAUUUUACUGAAUCCUCACAACAGACCACUGAGGUAGGGACUAUUGCCGUCAUCAUUUUAUAAAAGGAAAUUGAGGUUUAGUCCUCAAGAAGUCUUGGCUAUUAAGGGGCACUUAUCCAUACAACCUCUACUUUUUCUAGGCACUAAAAGGGGGAAAAGGCUUAACAGCCAAAAUAGUUAUCAAAAGACCCUAAAGUUGGGGUCCUAUACACCAUGAAAGGAUUACUUUCAUUCUCAUGUAAGGGCAUGCUUUUAUAAAAAACAAACAUGGGCUAGGCGCAGUGACUCACGCCUGUAAUCCCAGCACUUUGGGAGGCCGAGGCGGGCAGAUCACAAGGUCAGGAGAUCGAGAUCAUUCUGGCUAACACGGUGAAACCCCGUCUCUACUAAAAAUACAAAAAAUUAGCCAGGCGUGGUGGCAGGUGCCUGUAGUCCCAGUUACUCAGAAGGCUGAGGCAAGAGAAUGGCGUGAACCCGGGAGGUGGAGCUUGCAGUGAGCACAGAUCGCACUCCAGCCUGGGCGACAGAGCGAGACUCUGUCUCAAAAAAAAAAAAAAAAAAGUUUAGAAAUUAGCCAGGUGUGGUGAUGUGCACCUGUAGUUCCAGCUACUCAGGAGGCUGAGGCAGGAGGAUCGCUUGAGUCCAGAAGUUCAAGAUUACAGUGAGCUAUGAUCAUGCUACUGCACUCCAGCCUAGGCAACAGAGUGAGACCCUGUCUCUAAAAAAAUAAAAAUAAAAAUAAAGCAAGCAUAUAAUAGGUUAAUCCAGAUGGAGUUAGGAGGGUUUAUAAGGGCAGACACAUCCUAGGUAAAGAGGAAAUAGGCAAACUAAUGCUGUUUUAGUGUAAUAAGGAAUGCUUAUAAUGAUGAACUUUAGUCAUAAAGAAAAGGUGAAAUUAUAUUCAGUAACCCAUGUUAGGAAAGCAGAAAAGUAUUUAAUAUGCUUGGAAAGAUUCCAACCAGAGUUAACUGAAUAAAAACCUUGGACAUUUGAAGAGAAAAGCAUUUAGUUCUAUGUAAUUUCAAUAUGCACGUGAAUUAGUUCAUGUUACUCUAACAAUGUAUUCUUAUGUAUUCAAUAUCCUUUUUUAUGAAAUAGGAAAGUAAAACUGAAAGAACUAUUUCUUGUGUUUUUAAAACUAGCCUUUUCUAAUAUUUGAUAUCUAAUUAAAGUUAGAUAAUAUGUAAUAUGCUUUUGAACAAUAAUCUAACCAGAAAAUAUUGUAUAAUAAAUUACCAAGAAAUCAUUACAUUAAUUAUAAAAGGAACAUGUCAAUACAACAAAUGUUUAUUUAACACCUACUGUUACUCCAAAUACUGUGUUAGAAUUUGACUAUUCGAAGAUGAAUAAUAGUCUUUGCCCUCUGGAAGGCCACAAUGUAGAAGUAAUUCUCUGGAUCAGAUAUUUCCUUGAGUGUUAAGUGUAUUAGUAAUCAUGUUGUAAAUCCCAGUGUAAGUCAAGAAGCAAUAUCACCACCACCACCUCCCUAUGAUUUUGAUAAUUUGACAUUCUCAAUGCUUGUUAACUUUCAUGUUUUCAUUUUUACGAAAUCAUGCAGAGCUUGUCACAAUUUUUAGUGGGGUUUGGAUUAAAAUGCUUUUUUGAUGUAGCAGAAGAUACAUUUUUCCCAUUUUACAUUGUUUUCCUUAAAUACUAAGAAUAAUGAGUAAAAUAAACUGAUUUUAAAAUCA